Symbiodinium pilosum is the source of this 1146-nucleotide messenger RNA. The record is from the annotation of a GenBank genome assembly. NCBI's taxonomy places the organism in Eukaryota, Dinophyceae, Suessiales, Symbiodiniaceae.
AUGCAGUGUGCGGAGAUUUACGGGCACGUGGAGUGGCUCCAGGUCUGCGACUGCGUCGACUUGGCGACGGGCUUGCGUGACAACGUCACGGUCGCAGCGCCGCGGCUGGAGGCUGCGAAUUUGUACUUCUCGGUGCCUGCGUUCGUCGUGCUCUUCCGCGAGAGUUUGGAGGUCGUGAUCGUCCUGGCCAUCAUCAUGCAAUUCUUGACCAAGAUGAAGAAAGACGGUCUCCUGGAGCCGGCGCUCUUUUACAAGUUUCGCCGCGAGGUUUACAUCGGAGCCUCCAUGGGCUUCGCUCUUUGCCUGGUCUUUGGUGUCGGCUUCCUGGCCUUGGCCUCUUUGACCUACCAGCUUUUUGAGGGCGACAACGAGCGGGUCUUUCAGUUCUGCAUGAUGAGUCUGACCUGCAUCGUGUUGACCUUCCUCGCUGUCAAUUUUUACAAGAUGAUCUACUCCAAAGAGGCGCACGAGCGGAAGAUGAGGCGGCAGAUGGAGGAGACGCUCGAAGCUACCCAGGCAGCCGCCGGUGGGGAGGAGGUGGGCUUUGGCAAGAAGCAUGCCUUCUUCGUUCUCGCCUUCACCACAGGUCUACGAGAGGGCUUGGAAUCAAUCGUGUUCCUCGUGGGGGUCAUCUCAGAUGUUAAGGAUCUUAGCGCCUUGCCCCUGCCGAUCAUCACUGCCCUGAUCUUGGCCCGAGUCGUCGGGUUCUGCUUCUUCCAGGGAACAAAGAGUCUGAAAGUCGAUUGGUUCAUGCGCGUCUCGGCUGUCCUGCUCAUGUGCAUCGCUGCGGGCUUCUUCUCGGCCUCAAUGCAUCAGCUCCAGGAGCUCGAUGUCUUUGGGACGUGGAGUCCAAGAAGCGAGCGGCCCUGGCAGAAUGUGAAUGUUUGGGACGCAACCGUCUGCUGCAAUGACAAAACGAAUCGCUUCUUCGUCCUGAUGCGGGCUCUCUUUGGCUGGCAGGAUCAGGCAACACCGAUUGAGAUCUUUGCGUACAUCUUGUAUUGGAUGGUGGCGAUUGCCAUCGUCACCUGCAUGGUCUUGCGUGCCAAGAAGCAGAUGCAGAAGAUGGUGGAGCGGUGGCGCUUGGAAGACGAGCAGGCUGCUGCCAAAGCACAGGAGGCUUGGCCUGAGACCGCAGAGUCCUAA